AUGCCUGAAUCUGGAACCUGCACCUCCAUCAUCAACUUGCGCUACCAAGAUGGCAGUGAGGGGAGCCCCUCCAACCCUGCCAAGUUCAACAACCAAGACUAUGCCCAGCUGAGAGACUACUGGCUCCGCAGAGGGAAACCCUUUGUCGACGGAACCUUCCCACCUAGCAACCAGUCUCUGGGAGACCUGCCUAAUUUGAGCAGCUGGCAGGAGGAAAAAGUGGAGUGGCUUCGACCAGCUGAAAUCUUGAAAAGACAACACAGCAAUGAUGAGCCCACCUUCUGUAUGAAGGGAGCCUCACGCUUUGACUUCGGUCAAGGCCGGGUUGGUAACUGCUGGUUUCUGGCUGCAAUAUCCUCACUGACGUUCCAGAGAAACCUGAUGGCGCAAGUUGUGCCUAUGGACCAGUCCUUCGAGAACUAUGCAGGAAUAUUUCACUUCAGGUUCUGGAGGUUUGGCAAGUGGGUGGAUGUUGUCAUUGACGACCACCUGCCAACCAUCAACAACCAGCUGCUGUCCGUGCACUGCAAAGGAGGAAAUGAGUUCUGGGUCCCUCUGCUGGAGAAAGCAUAUGCAAAGGUGUGUGGUUCGUACGCAGACAUGAACGCUGGCUUGCCAUCAGAGGCUUGCAAGGAUUUCAGUGGAGGGGUGAACAUGACUUACCAGCUCAGGGAGGCCCACUUUGUAGGCCACGAUGUUGACCUGUGGCUCUCACUUAGCAGAGCCACUGGGUGCAAGUCAAUGAUUUGCUGCGGGACUCCCCCAAAAGGGGGUAGUUUAGUGAACACUGUAGCCCACACUGGAUUGGUGGACGCACAUGCCUACUCUGUCACAGCUGUCACUGAGGUCGAGUAUUACGGCUCCAAAGUGAAGCUGGUGCGAGUCAUGAACCCCUGGGGCACACAGGAGUGGAACGGAAAGUGGAGUGACAAGUCAGAUAUGUGGAAUAAAGUGAGGCCAGAAGAUCGGGAGAAGUGUUUUGAUCGCGACGAUGGAGAGUUCUGGAUGGAGCUGGAGGACUUCUGUCACUAUUUUAGCAUGAUGUCCAUCUGCUGUGAGAACCCCAACUUUAUUGACGGUGACCUCACCUGCCAAUGGAAAUGCAUGAUUUAUGAGGGCAGCUGGGUGGCAGGGAGAUCUGCAGGUGGCAACGUGAAUUCCUCUACCUUCGAGACAAAUCCUCAGUAUCGCAUCCAGGUGUCUAUCAUAAACAAGGAGGAGCCAGAAGACAAAAACAUCUUGCUUUCUCUGAUGCAGAAACCUCAGCAGCAGUAUCGCAAGAAGACACGGUUCUACUCAAUUGGACUUACCGUCUUUAAGCUUCCACCAGGGACCCCCCAAGGACAGCUGAGAUCCUCCUUCUUCGACAGAAACAGGCCUAUGAAGCAAAGACAGAUUUACAGUGAUGAAAGGGAACUGAUUGAGUUGCACUGUCUGGAGCCUGGAGAGUACGUGAUCGUCCCCUCCACCAUGAGAGCCUACACAAAUGCAGACUUUGUUCUCACCAUCUACACCAAGGCCGAGGCUAAGAUCAGUCCCCAUGAUGGACAUGAUGAUGACGAUGAUGAUGAUGAUGACAACCAUGAGCACGAAGAAGAGGAAAAACUCAUUCUUCCUGAGAUCCCCAGCAAGCCCAAGGACGAGGACACCGACAAGGAUCCCACCCGUGCCUUGUUCAACCGCUACACUGAUCAGAAUGGUGAGCUGAGUGCCAGACAGCUCCAGAAGCUCAUGAAUGACAACUUCCCUCACGGGACCUGGUACGGCUUUGGUCUAGAUACCUGCAGGAGCAUGAUUGCUAUGGUGGAUACUGACCAAAGGAUGACGAUGACCUUCACUGAAUUCUCAGUUCUCUGGGAGAAGAUUCUUGAAUACAAGAAACUCUUCCAACGCUCUGAUUUGAAUCAGAGUGGAUCUCUGUCUGACCAUGAGCUCCGGAAGGCAAUUGAGGCUGCAGGGAUGAAUGUGAACGAUGGCUUGGUGAGGCUGAUGAUUUUCCGGUAUUCGGGUGUCUCAUCUACCUCCUUGGAGAACUUCAUCGUUCUCAUGUUGCGCCUGGAAAAAACAUCAAAUGUUUUCAAGGACAAAUCAUCUGAUGGAGUGAUCCACCUGACCUGGGAUGAGUGGUCCAUCAUCUCCCUGUACAACUAG
This is a messenger RNA of Xiphias gladius (swordfish), 2151 nucleotides long. RefSeq names its product calpain-1 catalytic subunit-like. Gene Ontology annotation, biological process: proteolysis. Gene Ontology annotation, cellular component: cytoplasm. The transcript has 21 exons. The coding region runs from base 1 to 2151 and encodes 716 amino acids. Lineage: Eukaryota; Metazoa; Chordata; Actinopteri; Istiophoriformes; Xiphiidae. Gene Ontology annotation, molecular function: calcium-dependent cysteine-type endopeptidase activity; calcium ion binding. The record is from RefSeq and is a predicted model, not a curated record.